Molecule: messenger RNA, 1404 nt
Organism: Aureobasidium musti
Lineage: Eukaryota; Fungi; Ascomycota; Dothideomycetes; Dothideales; Saccotheciaceae
Source: the annotation of a GenBank genome assembly
UCCGAGCAAGCGUCGCCGUCGCGCAGCAUCGAUGAACUGGAACGCUUGGUACAACAUUUUGUCGCAGCCAAGCGCUCUCUGUCCUCGACCGCUUUGGUCUCGCGAGCUCACGAUGUCGUGACAACGGCUAGACAUCUUGUCGAGGAGUCAGCCGUACUGUCAGCCAAGAAUGCCUUUGUAAGGCAAGGAGUGUUGGAGCAAGCGAACGUCUUGGUGGCUGUGAGAGAUGGUCUGGACAGCAUCGGCCGCGAGACUGAUGUUGAUUUCAAGAGGCUUCAACUCACAGCGUCAGNNGCAGUGAUACAUCAACUCGAUCUCGCCGACAACCGCCUCCAAGCCACUUUGGCACAACUGAUCAACACCCAAGUAGACACGUCAGAACUGCACUCGCGGGGUGCCACUGCCGACAAACAGAAGACACUGCACGACUUUAUCGACGAAAAUACACAUCUUAACCUCAUCGAAUCUCUUCGCAGCACUAUCGACUCGCACAAAGCAGCCGAAGCCGACUUUCAACACUCCCAAGACUCAUUCGACGAUCAGAUCCGCUUAGUCGACGCUGCGGUAAAUGAUGCCGAUCAAGCUACCGAGAACCAAGAUGACCUCUCCUCCGUACCGCCACUUUUCCAUGCUCUUACAACACAUGCCACCGAGAUGGCUUCACUGCUAAGCUCUUUGGUCGCACACUAUGAUCUAUGCACGUCGGCGCUCAAGCAUACCGAAGGAGGAGGUGAAGCUGCUCGACAAGCCAACCCCUCCUCUGCCUUCGAUGCUCCAGAAGACAGUCUGUACAAGAACCUGCCACUAGGUCCUCUUAACGAACAAGAACGCCAGGAGAUGCUUGCCAUUGUGGAUAAUGACGCCCAAGAGGUUGAAGAUGUCGUGCUUGAGAUUGGCGAACGUCUUUCAGAGAUGGAAACAACACUUGACCAGCUGCAAUCACUCUCGCAAGCCCUUCGCCUACGCCACAAACUUCUCAACCGUGUGCUGGAUUUGCUUCGCACGCUUGGAGGCAACCUCCCCAUGUUCAUAGCUGCCGCCAAGCUUUAUGGCAAUAGCUGGAAUACACUCAAGGAAACUCUGCUUGUAAAGGCCGAGGAGUUAGCUUCCUUGACUGACUUUUACGACUCCUUCAUCACAUCUUAUGCCUCGUUGCUCGAGGAGGUAACCCGCCGACAUGCCGUCGAGAGUCGGAUGCAGCGUAUAGCUGAUAAGGCUCGUCGUGAGAUCGAGGUACUAUACAAAGAGGAUGUUGCUAUGCGCGAAGACUUUGUUCGUGGGACUGGCGAAUUUCUGCCUCGUGACAUCUGGCCUGGUUUGGUCGAUGCUCCAAGGCGCUGGGAGAUUAGAGCUGUGUCGCCUGAAGUACAGCAGGAACCGCUUCAAGACAGUGGAGAGCAAUGA